Messenger RNA from Cuscuta campestris, 2734 nucleotides. The record is from the annotation of a GenBank genome assembly. Lineage: Eukaryota; Viridiplantae; Streptophyta; Magnoliopsida; Solanales; Convolvulaceae.
CCAAAUUAAAAAAAGAAGUUUCUCCAUGAUUAGAACUCUGCAUCCAAAACCAGAAAAGCUGCCUCCCCAAUCUCUCUCUCUCUAUGUAGACGUCAAUGGCGAAUCUGUUUUUCGCCAUCUCAACGGUCCAGCCUAAACUUGCGUAACUGCCUCAUGCUCAUCACUAACUGUCUGGUUGAUCUGAGAUUGUGAUCGUUGGAUUUGGCGAGGGAUAAGAUUCAAUUGCACAUCGGAAGUGGUUGAAAUUUUGAAGAGCUGUUGUGGCUGCUUUAUUACCUUUUAGAGGAGUGGUUCUCUGAUCUGAGUUAUGCUUUUGAUUAUGGCUCAGUGGCUCCCGGAGGAAUGCUGAAUCUUGGCUCCUUUUUUAUGAUCUGGAUGGUUCCGGAUGAUAGGUUGUAGUAUUUGUCAUUCUUUGAUGUCCAGGUUGAAUCAAUAGCUAAUAUUUGGUGGUUUUAUUGGCUCUACAAUUGAGGGGGCUGGCAGAAUUUGGACAUGAGAAGCCCUUGGUUAAAAAAACUAACUCUGAUUUUUGGCCCUAGACCGCCGCUUAACUGGUUACUCUUGCUUCUUGUCAGCAUCAUUGUGUUAAUAGCUUUGUUGGGAUCAUCUUCUUCUAGUACUUUCGAUUCUGUUACCUCGACAGCAAAAGCUGACAUUUAUUCAAACUAUAGAAGGUUAAAGGAGCAAGCGGCUGCUGAUUACUUGGAGCUAAGAAGUAUUUCACUCGGAGCUUACCAUAUAAAGGAUGUUGGUCUUUGUAGCAAAGAUAGAGAGAACUAUGUGCCUUGCUACAAUGUGACUGCAAAUUUACUAGCUGGUUUGAAAGAUGGGGAGGAAUAUGAUCGGCAUUGUGAGAUUUCACGAGAUUGGCAGCACUGUUUAGCACGUCCUCCUAAGGACUAUAAGAUUCCUUUAACUUGGCCUUCAGGCAGGGAUGUCAUCUGGAGUGGAAAUGUUAAAUUAACCAAAGAUCAUUUCUUGUCGUCUGGAAGUAUGACAAAAAGGUUAAUGUUAUUAGAAGAGAAUCAAAUUGCUUUUCAUUCUGAGGAUGGAGUGGCUGACGAUGGUGUCAAAGAUUACUCUUACCAAAUUGCAAAAAUGAUGGGGUUGGGAAGUGACCAUGAACUUCUUCAAGCUGGUGUGCAGACUGUGUUAGAUGUUGGCUGUGGGUUUGGUAGCUUUGGAGCCCAUUUACUAUCCCUGAAUUUGAUGCCUCUGUGUAUAGCCGCAUAUGAGUCUUCAGGUAGCCAGGUCCAAUUAGUACUUGAGAGAGGGCUUCCAGCAAUUAUCGGAAACUUCAUCGCAAAACAGCUUCCAUUUCCAGCAUUGGCGUAUGACAUGGCUCAUUGUGCUCAGUGUGGAAUCCUAUGGGAUAAAAAAGAUUGGCUAUUCCUUAUUGAAAUUGACCGGAUACUCAAGCCAGGAGGUUAUUUUGUCUUAACCUCACCCGCAAGCCAGCGGCAAGGGAGUUCUAUCAGUACUAAGACUGGAAGUGUGUCAACUCCAUUUGAAGAAUUUACCAAGAAUAUCUGUUGGAAUCUUCUAGCACAGCAAGGAGAGACUUCCAUCUGGCAGAAGACUCUUGAUUCUCAUUGUGCAUCAAACACGCAAAGAACAGUGCCUGUUUGUAAUGGAGAGGAUUUUCAAACAUACUAUCACCCUCUUGCUCCUUGUAUUUCUGGGACAACCAGUAAUAGAUGGAUCCCAAUCCAUGUCGGAUCUAAGUCUUUAAACUCAAGUGACCUUCUAAUUCACGGUGUUCAUAAUGACGAUUUCUUUGAAGACUCGGAGUUCUGGAGAUCUUCAUUAAGAAACUAUUGGUCACUUCUUUCACCAUUGAUUUUCUCUGACCAUCCAAAGAGACCGGGUGAUGAGGACCCACUGCCCCCAUAUAAUAUGGUUCGUAACGUGAUGGAUAUGAAUGCACAUUAUGGUGGUUUGAAUGCUGCUUUAUCUGAUGCAAGAAAAUCAGCAUGGGUAAUGAAUGUUGUGCCACUGGGGAUGCGCAAUACACUUCCUCUUAUAGUUGAUCGAGGAUUCAUAGGUGUUCUACAUAACUGGUGUGAACCUUUUCCUACAUACCCCAGAACAUAUGACAUGCUUCAUGCCAAUGGACUCUUUUCACACCUUAGUUCGCAAAGCUGCAGUAUGAUUGACGUUCUUGUUGAAAUGGAUCGUAUUUUGCGGCCUGAGGGAUGGAUCAUUCUAUCAGACAAAGUGAGCAUCAUAGAGAAGGCCAGGGCAUUUGCCACACAGAUCCGUUGGGAAGCCAGAGUGAUUGACCUCCAGAACGGAAGCGACCGGCGCCUACUUGUUUGCCAAAAGCCAUUCCUCAAAAAAUAAUAUUUUUUUGUCAAAGAGAGUUUAGAUAUGAAAAACUGCAGCAGCAACGAGGUGAUCUUCGGUUAACACGGGUAAUUCUCUAGAUUCUCUCUUCUUCUUGAGAGGCAAAUUUUGUUCAAUGGAGUCUCUGUCAAAAACACUCCCAACUCACAGCUUUCACAUUGUGUUCCUAUGGAUGGGAGCCCAAAGAAGGUGGAAUUUUACCGUAGUAAUUUCUAAAUUUUGAAAGGUGUAGAUUGGAACUCCUCUUCAGAAAGUUAGCCCCAUCGCAGCAAUCGAUGGGGAAAAAAGUUUUUUUUUUGUUUUUUUUUUGUUUUUUUGUAUUCAUUCAUCCCCUUUUUUCUUCAUUUUUUGGUUGGGUUUGUAAGUGAAAUGAAUGCUUUUAUACUGA